AUGGCAGAUCCUAACAAAAACACUCGAGUGCGUAUCUUGGCUAUCACGGACGGGUUGAUUUUGACCGAACUCGGACCUGAGACCUUUCGUGUGGCUGAUCCUGUGUUGAGAGAAUGGAUCAAAAUCCCUCAUCCUCCUCCUUAUUCUUCUCGUCAGGAUGAGUUCCAAGGCACCGCAAUUGUAGCAAACAUGAACAACGUGGGUUACAAGGUAGUCCGGUAUGGAGUCCCUGCCGUAGGGGUGAGAGUAAUGGAAAGAGAUAGGCUUUGCUUUCAGAUCUAUUCAUCUGAUUCGAAAAGCUGGACCUACCGCCACGUCCCUACCCAACGUCCCAUCUCCAGCAUCCUCCCAUCCAAUCCCAUUAAUUUUAAUGGUUAUCUUCAUUGGCUAUGCCGUGCAAGUCAAGUAAUAUUUGCUUAUGAUUUUUAUGGUCCUAGUGAGCUUUGUGUUGUCAUAGAUUUACCUCAGCGCUCAGCUAAGGGGACUCUGAAGCCCCUAUGGCAUGGUGACGAAGCUACUCUCACUAUCUCAUGUGGUCCGCUCAUGUAUAUGAACACUGAUACCAGGAAACCAACCCAGCAGCUUAAAAUUUGGAGACUCAAGAAGUAUACGAGUGGCUCAUCCUCCAAGGAAUCUUGGGAGUUUCUGUGGAACCUAAGGCCUGGCCUUGAACUCUGCCUCGGAUGUGUUCCAGUGGCAAUGCAUCCUUUUGAUAAAGAGAUCGUUUACCUCGUCACCUGCCAAACUAAUUUUUUCUAA
Molecule: messenger RNA, 759 nt
Organism: Camelina sativa (false flax)
Lineage: Eukaryota; Viridiplantae; Streptophyta; Magnoliopsida; Brassicales; Brassicaceae
Source: RefSeq, a predicted model, not a curated record